AUGAAUAAUUAGAGAGACUCAUCUUAAAUCAAUAAGCCGUAACAAAGAAAUAAUGACAAUCAAAAUAGAAAUAAAGACACUCCUGAUGCUGAUAAGAGGGAUGAUUAGUUUACAGUUAUUGAUCCCAGAGUUAAUGGAAGUCUAAGAGUCACCAUUUAAAGUUCAUUAAUUUGGCAAUCAAGAGCUGGUUCUUUUAGAAGGGCAAAUUAAGAAGAAAAAGUAAAGUAAUAUAGCUGCUGCAUGUGCAAUCAACUAGUAAAUAUAAGAAAAGCUAAAAGAUGCUUAUAAUGCAAGAAAGUACUUUGCUUGGCCCAUUUCAAUGAGUUUACUAGUUCUGAUAGUGCUAUUGAGCAGUCCUGCCCAACCUGCUUUAACGGAGAGAUGCUUCCUAUCUUGGAUUUGGAUACUGAGACAUAAAAUUUAAACGAUGGUCUUAGUUUUAAAUGCAAUUUGAAGUGCAAUAGGAUAAUGAAUUAUUCCUAACUUCUUGAUAAGAACUUUCAUUCUGAUUGCCCCAAUGUAAAGAUUCAGUGCAAACUUUGUCAAAGCGUAAUGAAGCAAAACUAGAAGAUUUAUCAUAGUGUUCACUGCUUAAACCAACUUGUUUAGUGCCCACUCUGUACCGUUAGAAUACCUAGAAAUAGAAGAAAAAUACAUUUAAUGAGAGAGUGCUAAAACCUGCCUCAAAAAAAUGAUACUGAUGGACAAAACUUACUUAAAAUGCUUUUGGAAUAAGAUAGCUACACUCAGUAGCAUAGAGAUGAUGGAUUUCUUGAUUAAAAUGAAGAAUUCAAAGGAACAGACUUUCACAAUCUAAAAUUGAAAAUGUAAUCUCCUUACAAAAGCGUGGUCUAGUCUGUCAACAAAUUAACCCCAAAUUAAAUGUCCAACAAUAACUAGAAAAAUAUGGACGCCAAUUCUGAUCAGAAAAGCCUUAAAAGAACAUCUCAAGAGAUUACAAGGGAUCACAAUAUUUGCAUAGAUUGUGAGAUGAGAGUAACUUAUAGUGAAGAUAAAUUAUGUUAAGUCUGCUAAAACAAGAAAAGAUAAUGCAGGGAACCCAAUAAAAUUUCUGAUCUAGAUCAGAGAAGUAACUAGAUCGGUAAAAAUGAUACCGAUCUUGAAACAGAAAACUUUUUUCAGACUUUAUAAAAAACUUAGAAUGAAAAAAAGGAUCAGAGGAUCAAAGAUUUAGAAUAACAAGUGUCACAAAUGAAAGAGGGCAGAUUUGAUAUGAUAAAUAAAGGAAUCAAAUGUAUUUUAUGCUAAAAUCCUGAUGAAGAAGAAGAACUCACCCAUUUGAGCUAUUGUGUAAAGUGCGUGGAAAAACUAGCUUAAAACCAAGAUGAGUGCUUAUUUGUAUUUCCCCUCAACGGCAAUAAAUGUGUUCUUAAGUGCUCAAUUCAAAUUGACGAUGACCAAGUCCUUCAGAUUGAGCAAUAAGGGAAUAACAAUAUCAACAAAGGUUAAAGAAAUUAGAAUAUUGAAAAGAAAAAUGGGGAUUUAGAAACAAACUGUCAUGAUCGAGCUGUUGAAAUUAAUUAGCAAAAAAAGAGAAGUAUAACUUCGAGUUCAAGUUUGUGCUCUUUAAGCGACCUAUCAAGGCAAAAUGAUGGCAAUAAUGAAAAAUAGAAAGCUAGUAAUCCUAUCCACGAGGAUAGAGAAGCAUUAAGUAAAGAAAAUAGCAAACAACAAUUGAUAUAGGAUUCCAAAUCUGAUGCAAGAACAGAAAGAAUGUAUGUUUCUAGCAGGGAUUAACCAGGUUAGAGAAAGAAUUCUGGAUAGGAGAAGGAAAUAAGACCAUUACUGCAAUAGUAAUAGUCAAAUAAUCAAAGAGUGUAUCCAGGCUGGUUUUAGCCUAGUAACAUAAGGGACUUACCUUUCAACAAGAACAAGUAAAAUGGAAAAGUUGACAGUGGCCUAUCAUCUGAAUCUGAUGAAGAUCUCAUUGAAGAUGAUAAGAAUUAAAACAUGAUAGUGCAAUAAAAGAAAUCAAAUCCCUAGCAAGAAAUGAUAUAAGCUAGGAAUUAUAGUUAUUAGAACCCUGCAAACAAUAAUACUAGCAAUAUGGCUUCUGAAUUCGGUUAAUUAAAUCAAAGAGCAGCAGAGAAUAAUCCUAUUAUUCGCUAUGGAUCAAAUAAUUUGAGAGCUUUUGGUGAUUUAUAGAAUUUGAACAAAGAUAAGGAAGAAAGAGAGAGAUCUGCUUUUGAAGACCUAAUAUGA
Molecule: messenger RNA, 2223 nt
Organism: Stylonychia lemnae
Lineage: Eukaryota; Ciliophora; Spirotrichea; Sporadotrichida; Oxytrichidae
Source: the annotation of a GenBank genome assembly